CGCUGGGACGCGAGAGGCGGGGCCGGGAGGAGACUGGCGAUGGGUUCCGCUGAGGAGGAAGAAGCGGGUCGGAGGCGGCGGCGCUGCUGCUGCUGCUGCUGAGGGCCUUCCCUCCGGGGGAGACGAGAAGGGACGCCGCGGUGCCCCGACGGGGCCUGGUAGCGGCCCGCGGCUAAGAGGAGAGAGGAGUAGAAGCUGUCAAGAUGAGCAGAAAGCCUCCAAAUCGUCCUGGGAUCACAUUUGAGAUCGGUGCUCGUUUGGAAGCACUUGAUUACCUACAAAAAUGGUAUCCUUCACGCAUUGAGAAGAUAGACUAUGAAGAGGGGAAGAUGCUUGUCCACUUUGAGCGCUGGAGUCAUCGUUACGAUGAAUGGAUUUAUUGGGACAGCAAUCGGUUGCGACCCCUUGAACGGCCAUCGCUGAGGAAAGAGGGUCUGAAAGAUGAUGAUGAAUUUAUUGAUUUUCAACCUGGAGAAGAGGUUCUAGCUCGUUGGACAGACUGUCGAUAUUAUCCUGCGAAGAUUGAAGCAAUUAACAAAGAAGGAACCUUUACUGUACAGUUUUAUGAUGGAGUGAUUCGGUGUCUUAAACGAAUGCAUAUAAAAUCUAUGCCAGAAGAUGCCAAAGGUCAGGCGCGUGAGUGGCAGCAGAUAGCGCCGGAGCUGAGAUUAGUGACGGAUAACGAUCCACAUGAAGACUGGAUCGCUCUGGUCAAAGCUGCGGCGGUGGCCGCUGCCAAAAACAAAGCAGGAGUUAAACCUCGGACCAGCGCGAACAGCAAUAAAGACAAAGAGGAGAGAAAGUGGUUUAAAGUUCCUUCAAAGAAGGAAGAAACGUCAACCUCAGCAAUUGUCCAGGAAGUUCAGAAGAAGGAAGAGCAGCCUACAUCCAGUGAGACACUUGGAUUCCCUCUAGUGGACGUCCCAAAGAUUGCCUUUGCACAGGCAGAGAAUGCAUUGGCGCACAAGAGGAAAAAUAACCUAGGCAACUCAUUUCAGGCAAAGAGGGCUCGGCUUAACAAGAUCACUGGGUUGUUGGCAUCCAAAGCCGUCAGCGCUGAUGGUGCUGAAAAAAAGGAAGGCAACAAACAAGCAGCUCCAGUCUUGGAGCAGGAGAUAUCACCUAAGCCUCAAAGUCAGAAAAAAAAUGAAGCUGAUAUUAGCAGUUCUGCCAACAUUCAGAAAUCUGCACUGUUGCCCUCAACUUUGUCUUCAGGAAAGGCUCGCAGCAAGAAAUGCAAACAAGAAUCUGGAGAUUCUGCAGGGUGUAUAAAGUCCCUUAAAUCACCAAUUUCCCCAGAGUUAAUACAAGUGGAGGAUUUGACCCUGGUCUCCCAGCUUCCUUCUUCUGUGAUAAAUAAAACUAGUCCAUCACAGCCAGUGAGUGCCCUUAGAUCCUUCAAAAAUAGCCAGCGGAGAAGAAGAUCACAGCGCUUAGCGACUGGUUGGUUGCCUCAUGGUUCACUAGAAAAAGUUCCUUCUCCCGCUCCAGUCACUGAUAGAAAAGUGUUCUCCAUCAAUUCCCCAAAUCAGCUGCCAGCAUUACUGGAGGUUCCCAAUGUUGCUCAUGUCUCCCUCGAGAAGCGCGGACUCUGCCUCCCUCUUGACUUAAGCCGCAACUUGGAUGUGUCGGCGCUGUUAACUGCGGAGGCUGCUUUCCGCAGUGAAUACCCCAUUAAAGAGAAGGAAGAUAAUCAGAUGGUGUUGUGCCAUUCUUCUAAAGCAGUGACUGAUGGCAGAGGAGCCCCAGUGGCAUCAGGCAUGCUGAAAACGGAGAGAAAAACGAAAUUGGAAGACAGAUGCUCGUCGCUGCUUGGUAAAAAGAAGGAGAAGGAGAAAGAAAGAAAAGAGAAGAAGGAGAAAGAUCACAAGUCAAAACAGAAAAAGAAGAAAAAGAAAAAGAAGAAAUCAAAGCAGCAUGAUUAUUCGGAUUUUGACGAUAGUUCUCUCGAGUACUUGGACAGGUGCUCCUCUCCAUUCACUAGGUCCUCUGGGAGCUCGCUGACACUAAGAAGCACAACCGUGGAGAAGAACACAUCCUAUCAGUACCCAAGGGCUAUUCUGUCUGUCGACCUUAGUGGCGAAAACCUCUCUGAUAUGGAGUUUUUAGACGACUCUUCUACCGAGAGCUUGCUGCUGAGUGGCGAUGAGUACAAUCAGGACUUUGAUUCAACCAAUUUCGAAGAAUCUCAGGAUGAAGAGGAUACUCUCAAUGAAAUUGUCAGGUGUAUCUGUGAAAUGGAUGAGGAAAAUGGGUUCAUGAUUCAGUGUGAAGAGUGCCUGUGUUGGCAGCACAGUGUGUGCAUGGGAUUGUUGGAAGACAGCAUUCCGGAGCAAUACAUCUGCUACGUUUGCAGGGACCCACCUGGUCAGAGAUGGAGUGCCAAAUAUCUCUACGAUAAAGACUGGUUGAAUAGCGGCCACAUGUGUGGUUUGUCGUUUUUAAAAGAGAACUACUCUCAUUUGAAUGCCAAAAAGAUUGUGUCGACGCACCACCUCCUGGCUGACGUGUAUGGUGUUAUGGAAAUACUACGCGGGCUGCAGCUGAAGAUUGGGAUACUAAAGAACAAGCAUCAUCCUGACCUUCAUUUGUGGGCUUGCACAGGUGUGCGGAAGGAUCCAGGACAAAUAACUCUUGGAGUGGAAAGAAGGGUAUUGGCUGUGCCAGAUACCAUUAACCCCCCUGAAAGGACGUAUCAUGGUCAAAACCAUAGAGAACCCCCUAGUUUACCCCAGAAGAUGGAGGAAACGUACAUUACGAGUGAGCACAGUUACCAGAAACCCCAGAGUUACAGUCAGGACUGCAAAAUGAUGACCGAUCCUAUAAGCUCAGACGAUGACACCAGCAGUUUUGAAGACGACCAGGAGCUUCCCUUAGAGGAUAAAAACUGUUUACAAUAUUCAUCUAAAGAAGAUGGUUUCAGCCAUCAGAGGCAUUUGGCUGAAGGGAACACUGUGUUUGUAUUUAAUGAAAAAAGAGGAGCCGAAGAACAUGUGGACUCCCAUCUUCAGUGGCAGCUAAACCUCCUCACCCACAUAGAGAACGUACAGAACGAAGUUGCUAGCAGAAUGGACCUUAUCGAAAAGGAAGUGGAUGUUUUAGAAAGCUGGCUUGACUUCACCGGGGAAUUGGAGCCACCGGACCCCCUUGCCCGGCUGCCUCAGCUCAAGCGGCGGAUCAAGCAGCUCAUAUCUGACAUGGGGAAAGUCCAGCAAAUAGCAACCUUUUGUUCCGUAUGACAAAGCGCAAGCUUAAAGGAAUACUCAGAUAGGCUCUUAACAAUGGAUUUCUUGCGCUUCGCGAGACUGACGAAGGGGUGAUUACGAAAAUUAAAAAAGACGCUUGAACGCUAUUCCUUUGUUCUGUGCUGGAUGUCCCGUUAUCCCGAAGGUCUUGAGAAAAGGGGAAA
Molecule: messenger RNA, 3409 nt
Organism: Lacerta agilis (Sand lizard)
Lineage: Eukaryota; Metazoa; Chordata; Lepidosauria; Squamata; Lacertidae
Gene: PHF20L1
Product: PHD finger protein 20 like 1
Exons: 21
Coding region: 204-3239 (1011 amino acids)
Biological process (GO): regulation of transcription by RNA polymerase II
Cellular component (GO): NSL complex
Source: RefSeq, a predicted model, not a curated record